Molecule: messenger RNA, 8644 nt
Organism: Bombyx mori (domestic silkworm)
Lineage: Eukaryota; Metazoa; Arthropoda; Insecta; Lepidoptera; Bombycidae
Gene: E(bx)
Product: nucleosome-remodeling factor subunit NURF301
Exons: 18
Coding region: 773-8239 (2488 amino acids)
Biological process (GO): regulation of transcription by RNA polymerase II
Cellular component (GO): NURF complex
Molecular function (GO): RNA polymerase II cis-regulatory region sequence-specific DNA binding
Source: RefSeq, a predicted model, not a curated record
UAAUGUUGGUAUAAUGAAAAUCAAUGUUUAUCAUAGACAAACUACAUGAAACUUCCGGCUAAAUUAUUCUUUAAGCGUCUAACACGUCUGUUUGAAAAGAAAUUAUGAAUAUUAAUAACUAUCAUAAAUAAUUAAAUUUUAACAAAAAUUGUACUUACAUAGAAAUAUGGUGAUUGAAUAUUAAAAAAUAUAAUAAGACACAUUAGUGAUUGUUCCGUGGAAGUAGAAAAUGGCCGCGUACCAAGUGAUUUAGUUAUAUUUUGAAGUUGCUGUUAUUAGCGAGUAUUAUUUGUAUGAAUGAAAGUAGAUUUUUAUUGACUUACAAGUAAUUAAAGUUUUAUCGGUGUCUAAAUCAUUAUCUUAUAUGUUAGGAGAUGUCAAGAAUUUCAUUUUACAACAAAUUACGAAAACGAUAUGGCGUCUCGUUAAUCGACCAAUAGGAAGUCGGUGUUUAGCGUUUUAGAAUUGCAUGUAUUAGUUCUAGCCCUCGCGUCAUUGCGUUUUCGAUGUGUUGGGCAAAUUUGUACAUCUCUAAUUGAUUUUCAUUAAGUGAAUGAGUUGACAUUUCAUUUUAUUGUGAAAAACUUUGUAAACAGUAACCAAUUACGGACAUAUAGUGAUACAUUUCAUGAAGCAUCAUAAACGCCUCCGAACAUGACAACGUUGGGCUUUGGAUAAACUGAAAUGCAUUAUUACCGUGAUUGUGUUUUUGUAAACAAAACUAUGUUUUCACGGUGCACGUGCUGGAAAGUGUACAAUUGACAGCUCAAUUAUGUCAGGAAGGGGGGCAAAAAAACGCGGGAGGCCCCCAAAAUCUAGUAGUUUUGAAAAAAAUAGAAAAUUCCAAUUUCAUUUAUUGAAAAAACCAAAAUAUUUGCAACAAAAUGCUGUGAACACUUCUAUGAUAAACACUCCGUCGGCGUCUAGAGCUUCUUCACCUCAAGGUAGUGAUAUUAGCAGAAGAAGUACGAGAAAGCGAAAAGAUCGUAAAACACAUAAAAGUAAAAGAGGCGGAAUAUCCAAUUCUUACUCGAAACGGGGUUAUAAUCCACAGGCAGCCGAUUACCAUGAAUCUGAAUAUCAUUACGGUUCUGACUUUGGUGAUGAGUAUAGUGACAAAUCCGAGCUCGAAGAAGAGCGCGGUAGUGAAAGUUCAGAAGGAAGCGAAGAUGGUGCGGCGACCGAUAGUGAUUUUUCUGUGAGCAGCUUUAGUACAACGAGUGGAACACCGCGAAAAACUAAUACUAUAACAAACAGACCUCCCAGUCCUGAUCCAUUGUGGUUGCAACAAGGAAGACAAAUUCCACCCUUAGAUUUACCACCUUCAUCAGAUGAUCUAAUUAUACCCCAAAAUUUAGUCUUUCAAGUUGUAAGUGUAUAUGAAGUUUUGCGACAUUUCAGACACUUAGUAAGACUGUCUCCUUUUCGCUUAGAAGAUCUUUGUGCUGCUAUAAGCUGUGAAGAUCAAAGUAACUUGCUGAUUGAAGUACAUAUGAUGCUACUUAAAGCAUUGCUACGUGAAGAAGACGCUCAACAGACUCAUUUUGGACCUUUAGAUCACAAAGACAGUGUAAACAUUACAUUGUUCUUAUUAGAUGUCAUGACAUGGCCAGAAGUUCUUAGAAUUUAUGUGGAAAGUGAUAAAGUUUUUGAUCAAAAUGUGAUUAAAAUUUUAAACAGUUGUGAAUAUCCAUUUACUUCAGUAGAAAAUCGUUUAACAGUUCUUCAGUUUCUGUGCAAUCAAUUUUUAAUAACCAAUCCUGUCCGUGAUGAUCUGUUAAGUGAAGUUCCAAUACAUUAUGAUGAUCACUGUAGAGUGUGUCAUCGCUUGGGUGACCUUCUGUGCUGUGAAACCUGCCCUGCUGUAUAUCAUUUAGAGUGUGUGGAUCCUCCUUUACUUGAUGUACCUUCUGAAGACUGGCAGUGUGCUUUGUGUAAGCAGCAUAAGACUGUUGGUGUAACUGAUUGUCUUCCUGAUGCUGAGAAGCAAGGUCUAUUAUGCCGUCAUGAACAUUUGGGAUUUGAUAGACAGGGCAGAAAAUACUGGUUCAUUGCAAGGAGAAUAUUCGUUGAGUCUGAGAAUGGUCAAGUAUGGUACUACAGUACUCCUCAACAGUUUGAAGAAUUGUUGAAUGUUCUCGACUCGGAAGAAAUGGAAACACCAUUAGUUCGUGAACUAUUAGAAAUGAGGCAAGAAAUUUUAAGGCAAAUGGACAUAACAGAGAGUCUAACUAACCAAAUGAAAGGAAAUCGGAAAUCAUACUUAGAAGCUGAAAAAACAAAUGUCAUCAAACAAAAAAAAAAUAGGUCUGAACACAAGCACCAAGACAAUAAUCCACAAUUAAAAGUGGAUGGAAAAAUUGAUAACCUACCCACAAUGGAUAGUGAUGUGUUAAAUGAAGUGACUAUUAUGAGUGAGGAUUCUCAAGAUAAUAAUGAUAUAGAACAGGAAGAGUCAACAGAUGAGGAUGAUGACAAAAAGAGUAUUAACCAGUUAAUAUGUAAAUCUAAAAAUAUAAUUAAAAAAAAAUCAGAAGAAGUUUCUGAACGAUUAACAAGGCAGAAAUCUAAUCAAAUGUCAAAUGGAACAUAUUUAUUCAAAUUAGGAAAUGAAAAUAAUUUUAAGACCUACAUUAACCAGUAUGCAAGCAAUUCUCUGGCUUUAAAUAAACCUCAAAGAAACGAGGAAAGGGACAAAAAACGCUAUAUGUCACAUAAGUUUUCUCUAUCUUCUACUCAAGAGUUCAAAUGGGUUGGUCUUCUGAAUGCAACAAAACCAUUCUUGGUUGCAACUUUGAGACAGACUCUGCUGCAGUUAGAAUCUAAUAUUGUGCUACAGUUUAUGCAUCCAAAUUGGUCUUUAUUGAGAAAACCAUGGGUACAAGCAGUCCAACUUUGUCAAGCACCACGUGACUUCUCAAGGGCAUUGUGUGUGCUACAGGCUUGCAUUAAAAAUGUUGUAUGGGUACCGGCAUGGCAUGAACAGCUGGGUCAUGUUAGGCUUAUACGCACGACUGCUGCUGAGCGUGAAGAACGAAAAAAACUAGAUAAAAGAGAGAAAAAAGAGAGAGAUGAAGAAGAAGAGCGUUAUCGCACCGCCUACAAUUUCGUAAAAUAUUCUCUUGGUCUUCGUCAUCAGGUUUGGAAGCAGAAAGGAGAAGAAUACAGGAUUCAUGGUCAGUGGGGUUGGUUAUGGAAUUCUGCAACUAGAAAAUACAAAAAGCAUAAUUUUACUAUCAAACCAACACUAAGCAAUGGUCCAACCAAAAUAGCAGUAAGAGUGAGAGAAGGCAAUGUGACUAAAAUUUUAGCCGUUGAACCUAAAACAUAUGAAUACUUAAUUUCCAACGGAAAUAAUGAAAACAAAGAUGUAACGGAAAAAUUACCACCAUCUAUGCGUAACCUUGUGAUUCAAAAAGAAGACGAUACCACUUUUGAAGAGAUAGAUGUUGAAAAAGCAUUAAGCUCUUCCAUAAGAAGAUAUUAUCCUAAAAUUGCUAAAAAAUCUCGAUUAGACGACUUCUUAGCACGACGAACUUAUCUUAAAUUUAUGGAAGAAAAGAAAUUAGCCAAUUUAUUGCAAAAUGUUAAAAAAGAGAAUACUAAUGAAAAAAAUGAAGAUGACAAAAAUAUUGAUAUCGAAAAUGAAGAGCCAGAACAUGACAUUUCUACUAUUUGUGACUCAAGUCAAUUUGUAAAACCAAACACAAAAAAUGUUGAUGUUCUUAGAGAAAAGUAUCAAGAACUAUCACAAAUAACAAAACACUACAAAUGCUAUUCUCAAACUUGUAAUAAAAUUGAAAAUUUAUCAAAUUUUAACAUUAAUGCAAAGGUCGAUUGUUACUCGCCUUUAUGUAUACUGAAGUUUAAACUUAUAAACGAACUUGUAAAACUUUUAAAAAGUGAUGUAAUAAAUUCUUCCAAUAUUUUUGAAAAUUCUAAAGAUUCUUCAAAAUUCUCGAUAUUGGAACAAUAUCUCCUUGGUAAAAGCUCAUCACAGCAUAAUUCUAAUGAUAAAAUCUUAACAGAUUUACUAUCUGCUGUAGCAUGUGCUCAGGAAUAUGAUAACAAAAAUAGCGACAGUUUUGUCAAGAGAAAGUUAAGUAAUAAUGAUUCUGAUGUUAAGACAGAAAAAACGGAUGUUUUUGAAGAUAUCAUUAAAACUGAGAGUACCUUAGAAGAGUGUGCAGUGCCGGCUGUCGGAAAUGAAAUGGAUAUUGAUAUUACAUCUUGCAACAACGAAAAUGAGAUGGAAGUUGGACCAUUAAAAGAGCUGACUGAUAGUGAGCAACAUAAUGUUUCUGAUACCGAUAAGACGCGCCCUCCAAUUCCGAAACUAAAAAUAUCUAGAGGAAAAUCAUCCAAAUCGUCUAAUACUACAAAAAAUGAGACUAAAGAUUCUUCAUAUAAUUGUUCUUUAGCACAAAUAAAAAGAGAAGAAAAAGCGAAGUAUCGUGCAUCUGUCAAUAGAAGAUUUGGUGGAGUAAAGACUUUUAAAAGAGAAGAGAAAAGCUUAAAGUCCGAAAAAAAAGAGGGUGAAGUUGUCAGGAUAUAUUCAGCCGAGUCUCCAAAGGGCAAAAUUUAUUUGAAAAGGGUGCAGACCACUGCUGUUGAAAAGAAAAAGAAACGAACUCCAGUAAAAUACCCUUUGUGCUCUACAUUUCACACUCGCAGUAAAUCAAAAACAAUAAUGGUGUUACCUCAUCAUGAGUUAAGGAAACUAUGCAGGCAGGCGGGGCAUAGUAGUAUAUCUGGUUUCAGUCACAAUGCAAAACCUAAUCAAGGUGUUUGGCCUUAUCCUUGCCCUAGACCAUUAUUUAAAACAUGCUGGUUGUAUAGGACGGUGAAUUUGCAAUGGCUCGCCAGUGCUGCUUUACAAUUACGUAUUAUGUGGGCGUGUUUAAGAUGGGAUGAUAUGGCUGCUAAGCCAGCUACUGCAGACGGUAAACACCAAUUAACCACCGAUACAGAAAUAGUUUCUUUAGAAUUGCUAAAACAUCGUCAUAUGGGACAAUUUUCUGAACACACUCAAUAUCUGCGAAGACGUGUCGUGAUACCUCUGGAAUUGCCCAAGACUGUACGAGAAGUAACAUCUAUUCGUAGCGGCUUAAGAAAAAGAAAACGCGCAGAAUCUCCUCAAAAUACUGAACCACAGGUCUCUGAGGAGUGGGUGGAUGAGGACAAAUUGGAAUUAUGGGAAGUCCGUCAAUAUGGUGAAAAAAGCGAUCGCGGAACUCCUGUAACGCGCACAUCAACUGGCAAGCUGCCUCACAGAAACAUUGCACCUCUACCAAAUGCGUCUGAUCUCAAAGAUAAAAUGGAGCAACAACUACGUGAACAGCGAGCUGCACAUCAGCAGAAAAGAGCCUUAGAGAUGUCCCAAGAAAAAGUAAAGUCUACUCCAAACCAAACAACUGGAAAAAGUACUCUUACUUCUUUAUUGUCAACAAAUGCUACAACACCUACUGGACAAAAAACCGUUAUAGGCACUAGAAGAAUAAUUAUGACAAAAGGAGCUGAUGGUUCUACACGAGUUAUUAGUCAAUCCAUUUCGAGUAAAGCAGGACUGGAUGGAAAUAAAUCAGCCACACCACCACCUAAAGAUGGACCACAAAAAGUUCAAAUUAUUCGGGCUCCAGAUGGUAAAAUUACCGUAAAAGGAUUGCUUCCGGGACAACAACUGAUACAAAUGGCAGAUGGUAAAUUACAUGUUGUCACGGCUGGACAACAAGGCAUCACAGGUCAGUUAGUGGCAGCUUCUCCUCCAAUAAAGAAUACGGAAAUAACACAGAGUAAGUCGGAAAAUAAAGUAUCCAGUACGACAAAGAAUUCCAACGAAGAGACGCGAUCGACGUCUACGCCUCGCAUUGCACCUUCGUCAACUCCGCAGCUAGUCGUUCAGGGCGGGCGCCAGCUAGUCGUCCAACCGUCGCAGCAGAUGGUCGUGCAGUCACCUCAACAGGUGGUAGUUCAGUCUCCGCAACAGAUGGUCGUCCAAGCGGGAAUCCGCCCUAACAUCCAGCCGCGUGUACAGCCUCUCAACACUGUGGUAGUACAGGGACAGCUAAUGCAGCGAGCUGUUGCGCCCCGGACGCCAGUAGCGUCGCGCCCUCGUCCGGUCUCCACGCAACAAAUAGUCGUCAACAAUCCUGCUUUGGUUCAACAAAUAGCUGCCGGCAAAAUACAGCUAGCUACUGUCAACGGACAGCAGGUUCUGAUUCGUCCGACUGGCAACAAUCAAGCUCAAAUAGUUGCACACAUUGGUCAAAGUCCAGCGCCGCGCCAGCCGCCGCCCGUAGUCGCUCCGGCGCCGAUUCCUGUGGCGGCGCCAGUUUCGAUUCCGGUCCCUGCGCCUCAACCCGUACCUGCACCUACACCACAACCUCUCACCGAAGAUGAAAUAGUUGAAAAACGACUAUUGGUUGGUCAGCCACCCGGGACUGUUAUAAAAACUGUCACUGCUCAAGUCAUGCAGACGAGUAGCGGACCUAGCAUCGUUCUGCAAGGUCUUCACGGCUAUAAUUUGAAUCCCCAACAGCUCGCCCUCGUUCAGCAUCAAGUGAAACAGCAACUCUUGAAAGCCCAAGAGUCAACGGGUAAGCAAGGAAUGCUGGGUCCUCGCAAGAUGUAUCUGGCGGUGCAGCCGGCCAACAGCGCGCCGCCGCCGCUAGCACCCGUCGCCCAUCCGCUCGCGCCGCAGGAAAAUAAUGAUCCAAAACGACAGGCGCUUUUGAAUGGCGAAGACAAUGUAGCCGAUGCUGCCGUUCACAAAGAAGCGACUCCAUUUAAACAGGAAGAUAUUAAAGAGAAUAGCACUAAAACUGACUUAGUUAAUGCUAACCAAGAUCGUUUGCAAAGUAACAAAUUCGUCCUCACACCUGACUACAUUCAACAAACUAUUAAAAGCGCAUUGAAACAAGAAAAUCUUAAUCCCGAAAUCGAAGAAAAACUUCUUCAACUCCAACGGUAUCAAGAGAGGCGUAUGAAACCGGAAGUACCCGUAGAAAAAGAACCACGUCCGCCGGCUCCGCGGUCGCCGUCGCCGCCUGCACGGCGCCGGGCUACUUCCCGCCACGACGACGACGAAGAGUGGGUGGAAAGUAGCCCGCGGAAACGGACGCGGGCGUCGCGAGCUCUGUCCCCGGCGCCUCCCGAGCCGCCGCGCACCGUGUCCGCGCCUGCACCCGCGCCUGUGCCGGCCCCUGUACUAACGUCUGUACCGACGCCCGUACCCGCCUCCGUACCAGCGGCUGUGCCCGCGCCGGUCUCCACGCACCUCGAUGAACGACGCCGGACCGCCACCAACAACUCUCGACUUCAAAUGCUUCUGUUUAAGCACAAGGAAUUGCUAAAAAAAGACAUUAUAAAGAAAAGAGGUUUACUCGAAAAAGAACUUGGAAUCGAAAUACAGAAAGAACUAUCGGCUGAAUUGGCGUUGCGUACGCGGGCCGAACGCAACAAACAAGAAGAAGUGCGCGCUAAAAGACGUGCCACUGUUACGCCUUCAACACCUAAGCAGACCAAACGAACUAAUAAAAAAGAAAAAUUACUUUGUAUCUGCCGUACACCUUAUGAUAAUACUAAGUUUUACGUAGGAUGCGAACACUGCAGUAAUUGGUUCCACGGUGACUGUGUCGGUGUUACUGAAGAAAUGAGUAAAACUAUGGAGGAAUAUGUUUGUCAGGACUGUAGACGUGCUGAAGAAACACAAGAGCUUUACUGUCUCUGUAGACAACCCUACGAUAAUUCACAAUUUUACAUAUGUUGUGAUCGGUGUCAAGAUUGGUUUCAUGGCAGAUGCGUCGGUAUUCUACAGUCCGAAGCCGACAAUAUCGAUGAAUAUAUUUGUCCGAAUUGUCAGAAAAACAAUUCUGUCAAUUUCGCAAACAUGAAGGAGUUAACUCACAAGGAUUUUGAAAAUUUGAAGAGGCUAAUAAAACAAAUCCAAUUACAUAAAAGCGCUUGGCCUUUCAUGGAACCUGUGGAUCCUAGAGAAGCACCAACGUAUUAUAAAAUUAUCAAAGAACCAAUGGAUUUGCAAACAGUGGAACGAAAAGUGAAUGAACAAACAUAUAGUAUGUUAAGUGAAUUUAUUGGUGAUAUGACUAAAAUAUUUGAUAACUGUCGAUAUUUUAAUCCAAAGGAUUCUGAAUUUUAUCGAUGUGCCGACGGAUUAGAAGCAUUUUUUGCACAAAAAAUCAAGUAUUUUCGUGAAAAACUAUUUGAAGCUAAUCAAUGAUAAGAGUGAAAUCGUGAUGUGACGAAAAAUUAUUUUAGGGCAUAGUGUGCACAAACUGUGCAGACUUGAGGACUGCAAACAAAAUUGACUCGCUGUUUCUUAAAAUGAUCUGCCUGUAAAUUGUAAAGAAUGUGAUGAAAUUUACAAAGAAUUAUAAAUAAUCACCUGCAAGAGUAUGUCAGUUAUGUCUAUAAAUAUUUAUUGUAAUUAUUACAUGCUUCAAUACGUCUUAAAAAACUGACGCUCUUAUGGUUUAUUAUUCUUGUGACAGUAAAUAUUAUUAUGUAUUGUAUAGAGUUGUGAAAUAUUUUGUUAGCUAAUAAGAAUUAGCAACUUUAGUUUUCUCAGUAAAUAGAAUUAGGUAAAGCUAUUCUAAUAUAAGAAAUACAUUUUUUAAAUACAAAA